Messenger RNA from Fonsecaea multimorphosa CBS 102226, 783 nucleotides. RefSeq lists its product as uncharacterized. The transcript is spliced from 3 exons. The record is from RefSeq and is a predicted model, not a curated record. Bases 1 to 783 code for a protein of 260 amino acids. NCBI's taxonomy places the organism in Eukaryota, Fungi, Ascomycota, Eurotiomycetes, Chaetothyriales, Herpotrichiellaceae.
AUGAAGUCUUUUCUCUUUGCGCUCGGCACUUGCAUGCCCUUUGUGGCCGCCAAUCCGUUCGGUACCGGCUCCUUCUUCGAGCGAGGUGUUUGUGCUGCAGAUAACUGCGCUAGAGCUGUUACGGGCUCAGCAGGUCAACCAGCUCUUGCGACCCGACACGCAGAUUGCUCUGCUUUCUUCAGUCCAGUUCCUACUCCGACAGUGCCAACCUACGCUUCUGCUUGCAGUGGAGCUGCUCGCUAUAGCAGUGCUUGCUCUUGCCUCGGUAUCACGGCACCGACGUAUACUUGUGUCAGCGCAGCUCAAGCGACCAACAUUGUCAACACCUUUGCUUCAUUCUUGACUGCUCCGCAGGCUGCAGACUUUUCGACAAAGGCGAACGCACUGCUAGCGGAUAACUUCACUGACACCAGCGACUCCAUUAAUUGGUUGGCCGGUUACCCACUUGGUGGCGUAACAUUCCCAAGCAAGGCCGCGUUCAUUGGCGGACAAGGAGCACAGCCACCGAUCCCGACCCUCACCACGCUCGAUAUUUUCUUCUCUUGCAAUAAGAUCGCCUGGCGAUGGCUCGCACAGGGCAUCGGAUCCGGCCAAUAUGAGGUCAAGGGUAUGGACAUGUUUACAAUCACACCGGCGGGCCAGAUCAGUCAAGUCUUUUCGGAGUUCAACAGUGGAGCUUGGGCAGCAGAUCUCGCCGGUGCCUCGUCGCCUUCAAACUCAUCAAGCACCACGACGACCGCCACCACCACCACCAGCGCAAUACCAACUUCAUCGGUGGUUUAG